AAGCCAGUUUAACAUUCUUCAACCUAGAACCAAUACAAGGUAGCUAGCUUGCGAGUUCCCAAAACCGAACCCAAAUCAUGGGACUUGAUGCAGUCUUUGUCCGGUCGACCGAGCCCAUAUCCUAAUCCAUCUGAUUGCAGUCGACGGACUUGGGUCUGUAGAACAUGCCAGAAGAACUAAUUGAAAUUCGUUUGCUGCUCCUACAUAACGCAGUCAGCGAAUCAGAACUUUGACAAACCUUUAGCCUCCCACGCUCAGCGAAUCCGUGAAGAAAGUGAAACACCUCCGUGUCGCGAUGGCAAUUCCACAAUGAAAUCUCUCUCUCCACCACAGGUCCACAGGACUCCACGAACUCCUCCAUCCCGUGACCCUUUUGCAAAAAAGCUAUGGUUCCCAUCCUUCCGCACCCAUCGGCCAACCACCCAAAAGCAUAGCUAACACGUAAAAACACAAAAGUCUUGGCUCUUAAUGCAUGUGCAUGUAAAAGAUCCCAAGUUGACAUAACUACUACGUCCUGCCUCUACUUACAUAAUCUCUCUAUAACCGUUUCUCUACUCCCGACGGUCAUGAGCCUUCUCUUGCUUCCCGGAUCCUCAAAUCAGCAUGGCGAGCGGUCCCAACGCCCACUUCGUCGACAUCCACCCGCUCCUGGACGACGAUAACAGCAGCAGCCGUAACAAGCCCGGAAAGCAACCAAUGAACGGGCCUGCCAAGUUUCGAGGUGGCGGAGGUGGAGAGCGAAAGCCACAGGGCCAUAGGAGUUUCAGUCGGCAGGUCUCCCUUGAGACCGGCGUCGCGGCACUCUGCAUGGAAAAGGAGUUGAAGGGCGGCAGCAGCAGCAGCAGCAACGGAAAGCCGGAGACGAAGGUUCUGCCGCGGAGUGGGAAGAGCUUAGGUGGUCUCCGAGAUGGCGUUGGCGUUGCCGGUGGUGUGGAGGCCUGUGCUCGGAAGGGAGACUUCAGCAUCUUCCGAACAAAGUCCACACUCACCAAGCAGAACUCACUGCUUCCGUCGAGGAAGGAGAGCGAGCUCGAUCUCCAAAACUUGGAAGGCGUCGCCGGAGCCGGGCCAGAUGACCCGGUUAACGAGAGCGUCUCCGCCGGAAGAUACUUUGCCGCCCUUCGAGGGCCCGAGCUGGACCAAGUCAGGGACUCCGAGGACAUCCUACUCCCCAAAGACGAGGUGUGGCCGUUCCUCCUCCGCUUUCCGAUCGGAUGCUUCGGUAUGUGUCUCGGCCUCGGGAGCCAGGCCAUCCUAUGGGGAUCUCUCGCGUCGAGCUCCGCCAUGAAGUUCCUCGACGUGAGCCCCUACAUCAACCUUGCCCUGUGGCUCCUUGCACUCGCUGUCCUCGUCUCCGUCUCCAUCACCUACGCCUUCAAGUGCGCCUUCUACUUCGAGGCCAUACGCCGCGAGUACUUCCACCCAGUCCGAGUCAACUUCUUCUUCGCCCCCUGGAUUGCCUGCAUGUUCCUGGCCAUCGCAGCCCCGCCGGCGUUCGCACCGAAGCAGCUCCAUCCCGCCAUUUGGUGCGCCUUCAUCCCUCCGGUGUUCCUCCUGGAGCUGAAGAUAUACGGGCAGUGGCUCUCCGGAGGGAAGCGCCGGCUGUGCAAGGUGGCGAACCCAUCCUCCCACCUGGCGGUGGUCGGCAACUUUGUGGGUGCCGUCCUCGCGGCCAAGGUGGGGUGGGCGGAAGCCGGCAAGUUCCUCUGGGCGAUCGGGCUGGCGCACUAUCUCGUUGUGUUUGUGACCUUGUACCAGAGGCUGCCCACCAACGAGGCCUUGCCCAAGGAGCUGCACCCGGUCUACUCCAUGUUCAUCGCGACGCCAUCGGCCGCCAGCAUCGCGUGGGCCGCCAUCUAUGGCAGAUUCGACGCCGUGUCCAGAACCUUCUACUUCAUCGCUCUCUUCCUCUACAUCUCCCUCGUCGUGCGCAUCAACUUCUUCCGAGGAUUCAGGUUCUCGGUGGCGUGGUGGUCCUACACGUUCCCGAUGACGACGGCGUCUCUGGCAAGCAUCAAGUACGCCGAGGAGGUUCCCUGUUUCUUUAGCAGGGCGCUGGCGCUGAGCCUCUCUCUCAUGUCAUCCACCAUGGUCUCGCUGCUUUUCGUAUCGACGCUCCUCCAUGCAUUUGUAUGGCGCUCCUUGUUCCCGAAUGAUCUCGCUAUUGCCAUUACCAAGAAGAGACACAGCGGACCCAGGUCACAGGGCAAGGAGAAGAAGGCUGUCAAAAAGGCCUAUGACAUCAAGCGCUGGGCAAAGCAUUCUUCGCUUUCCCUUGUUUCUUCCAUCACCAAGAGCAAUUCUGGAGACAAGGACUCCAACGGGAGGUAAAAAGGGUUGCGUCGCGUUCAUCCUAUGAAGAAAAAAAUAGCAUAUAACAUGCAUCUUGCGGAUCAACUAGAACAGAGAAAAUAUGUAGCUUUGCAGAAUUUAUGAUUUUUUUUUUUGGCAAAUGGUACGAUGGUUCAAAAAGAAAUCUGUAUCUAUCAGAAAAGCAGUUUACAUUAAUUGGCUUGAAAAGAUUAAAAGCUGGAUCGAUAAGGAUUUUAAUGAUCCAUGGAUUUCUAAAUUGUUA
Molecule: messenger RNA, 2575 nt
Organism: Phoenix dactylifera (date palm)
Lineage: Eukaryota; Viridiplantae; Streptophyta; Magnoliopsida; Arecales; Arecaceae
Gene: OZS1
Product: C4-dicarboxylate transporter/malic acid transport protein
Biological process (GO): intracellular monoatomic ion homeostasis; transmembrane transport; stomatal closure
Cellular component (GO): membrane
Molecular function (GO): voltage-gated monoatomic anion channel activity
Source: RefSeq, a predicted model, not a curated record